Molecule: messenger RNA, 1059 nt
Organism: Hymenoscyphus albidus
Lineage: Eukaryota; Fungi; Ascomycota; Leotiomycetes; Helotiales; Helotiaceae
Source: the annotation of a GenBank genome assembly
GCUUGGUCUGCAAUGGGACUAUUAUAUAUAUCAGGUAUCAAGCAGGAUUCUACAACCAUCUCAACCUUCUCCAACAUCCGACAUCUACCUCCUGAGAGUUUCUUUCGUACCUAAACCACCCAAACUUACACAACUUCCAACAAAACAAACCUCAAUAUGGUUACUACAACUUGUUGCAGAAAGAGCGAGGGAGCCAACUGUGUAUGUGCUUCCCAGGCAAAGUGCUCUUGCGGCGAGAAAUCAGCCCUCAAUUGCUCGUGCGAUAAGGCUUCUACUGAGAACACUGUUGCUGGCCCACGAUGCUCCUGCCGUAAGUUCUUCCUGCUCAUCCACAGCUUGCUCAUUGUACAAAAACAUUUAUAUUUACCCAUUUAAUAGGUGCUCGUCCUGCCGGAAGCUGUACCUGCGAUAGAGCCUCCACAGAGAACGCAAAGCCGUCUGGUGACCUCUGCGAUUGUGGAUCUCGCCCAGCCAGUAAGUUUAUAGAUAAACUCCUGAUUUAACUGCAACGAGACUAACAAUCAUGAUAGCUGCCUGCACCUGCGAAAAGGCUGCGGACGGUGGACUUUUCCCAACAGAGACCGACUUCACCCAUGCCUAAACCAUUGCGAGCCAAGACCAAGACACGAUAGGUGGACCCUUGCAAUACGAACGUAAUGGGCAGUUUUUGGAUGGACAUAUUCUGGAAAACAGUCUCUCUCCUCCAACGAUAUCCUCUAUACGCCUUGGCAAUUCUCAUACUUUUCUGUUCUCUGGUCAUCAUUCUGGUAUCUGUGGACGAAGAGCGGAACUGGAAGUGGUACAUAUUGUUUUCCUUUCGAUGCUUGCGCCGGUUCUUGUACGAGUUGCAUCUUAAUACUCUUCUGGGUAUGCUUCCUAGCAAGGUGGAGCCUUUGGCGUUUCUGAACAGUGUUGUUUAUUUGCGUGGUAAAUAUUCCACUGGGGCGUUUAGGGGAUCUUUGACAGAAGCUGCAUCGGAGGAGGCUCUGAGUAAGGGACUUAUGAGUAAACGGGUGCUUAAGGGAAAGCGUUUACCUAGCGAGUCUACUGGUGGCAAGG